Messenger RNA from Ostreococcus lucimarinus CCE9901, 876 nucleotides. RefSeq lists its product with no specific name. The annotation marks the transcript as partial. Gene Ontology annotation, cellular component: preribosome, large subunit precursor; nucleus; nucleolus. Gene Ontology annotation, molecular function: protein binding. NCBI's taxonomy places the organism in Eukaryota, Viridiplantae, Chlorophyta, Mamiellophyceae, Mamiellales, Bathycoccaceae. The record is from RefSeq and is a predicted model, not a curated record. The transcript has a single exon. Gene Ontology annotation, biological process: endonucleolytic cleavage in ITS1 to separate SSU-rRNA from 5.8S rRNA and LSU-rRNA from tricistronic rRNA transcript (SSU-rRNA, 5.8S rRNA, LSU-rRNA); ribosomal large subunit biogenesis; ribosome biogenesis.
GAGAUCGAUCUCGGGACGCUGCGCGUCGUCGACGCCGCGCCGCUCGAUGUCACCGCCGCCGACUCGGGCGAGGCGGAGGCGCACGCGCGCGAGCGCGCGCGAGACGUCCUCCAGCGCCUGGUCGCGGAGUUGUUCGCGCUGCCGAGCGAAACGGACGCGCACGGACGGUUCGCGCAGUUGCCCGAACCGACGACGACGUUCCCGAGGCUGCGCGCGUUGCCCCCGAGCGAGGCGCCGCUGACGAAGUGGGAAAAGUUCGCGAAGGAGAAGGGGAUCAAGAAACGGAAGCGAAGCAAGGAGGUGUUCGAUGAGAAGACGGAUGAAUGGAAACGGCGGUAUGGGUAUCAACGCGCGAGGGACGGGAACGAUGUCAUCAUCGCGCCGGGGAAGAUGACGGACGUGCCGGGGAAGACGGAGGACCCGUUUACGCGCGAGGAGCGAGAGAAACGGGAACGGACGUUGAAGAAUCGAGAGAAACAAGAUAAGAAUUUGAUGAACGCGGUGGCGGAGAAGGGUGCGAAGGCGUUACCGCCGACGCUGCGAUUGGCGGUGACUGGUAAGAAGGACUCCGUGGGGAGCGGGAAGCUAGGGAAACGGGAGAUGAAGGACGUGGCGGCGCGCGUCUCGCACUCCACGGCGUCGGUCGGCAAAUUCAACGCCCCAGUGCCGGGAGACGAUAAGGUCAAGGUUCGCGGCAAGCGACGUCAGUUUGCGAGCGUGACGGAUAUGGAUUCUGAGCGUAAGAAGAGCUCGGAAAUCAUCGAUAAGUUGCUCGCGAAGGAGAAGCGCGGCGGCGUCGUCGACGUCAACGCGGCGGCGCGGAAGAUUCAGCAAGAGAAGGAAAAGGCGAACCGCGUGAGCAAGCGCAAGAAGGCU